AUGUACAGUACGGUGGGUUUUGUGGUCUUCUUGACGGCAUGUCUUCCGUAUGCCACCGCCCUCAAGGUCGCGCUCGCCAUUCCAUCCACCGUCUUCUGCCUGUGGCUUUCUUUAUUGACCACUUGCAAGGACGACGACCCUGAUGAACCAAUGUCACUUCCUACUGGCCACUUUUCCAUCAACACAUCCUUCUUCCGGACGCGUUAUGACUUCAUCAAUCGCGGCUUCGAGCUUACGGGCCAGUCCAUAUACAAGUUCAAGCUUCUUCGGAAAACUGUCGUCGUCGUUUCCGGUGCACCCGGGAGGGCAGAUUUGUUCAACUCCAGAGACCUCGAUUUGACUGCGGGCUUCAAGGCUCUCUCUGGCGCUAUACCCAUGUUACCUGGUGUAACGACUGAUUUAGAUCCAAAACAGACGGCUACCAUUCAUAGACGCCUAGCGACCGCACAAAACAGCGAUCACUUAGAACGAUUGAUCCCCAAGCUCCUCUUUGACUCUUGCCGUAUCCUAGAGUCCUGGGGAGAAUCAGGUGUGCUCGACCCUUUCACCAAACUCCCUGAGCUGACCUUCCAGACCAACGUCCGCAGCCUCGCAUGCGCAGAGAUCGCCGACAACGCUGCGACGGUCGCCCAUCUGAAGCAGCUCUACGACACGCUGGAUGCCGCCACGACACCGACGAGCGUGCUGUUCCCGUGGCUGCCGAGUCCAAGCGCGAUCAGGCGCCUGCUCGCGACGAAGAAAAUAUACGACGUCAUCAGCGCCGCCGUCGACGUGCGCUCGCAGUGCGGACCCGCACAGGACGAUACGCUGCAGCUGCUGCUCGACAGCGGCGACGACAAGAUGACCAUUGUCGGGUUCACCAUGGGCCUCCUGAUCGCAGGUGCCCGCUCGACGGGGACGACAUCAUCCUGGCUGAUCACGUUCCUCGCGGGACACCGCCAAUGGAAGGACCGCACCGCACGCGAGCUGCACCAGCUCCUCGCCGAGCACGCGCUCUCCACCGCCCCUUCGACACCCCGCGCUCCUGCGCACACCGCACGCUCUCCUUCUCCGCCGCCGCUCGCCGACCUCGCCGCGCGCCUCGCCGCGGUCCCGCUCGCCGCCUGGGAGGCGCACACGCCCGUGCUGGACGCCGUGCUCCGCGAGACGCUGCGCCUCGCGCAGCCGCACACCGCGCUGCGCCAGAACUGCAGCGCCGCGCCGGUGCGCGUCGGCGGCGCGGCGGUGCCGCCGGGCGCGUUCGCCGUGUUCCCGUUCAGCGACGUGCACCUGAGCGCCGCGCUCUACCCGGACCCGUGGCGCUUCGACCCCGCGCGGCCGGCGAGCAAGAUGCCGUUCGCGUUCGUGGGGUGGGGGGCAGGUGCGACGGUGUGCCUCGGGCAGCGCCUCGCGAGAGUGCAGCUGAAGCUCGUCACGGCGCUCGUCGUUCUCGGCUUCGACCUCGCGCCGGUCGACCGUGCGGGCAGGGAACUCGCCGAGCUGCCGCGCCCGAACUGGAACGACGCCCUCGCGUGCAGGCCCGCCGACGGGUCGUGCUUUCUGCGAUACGAGCGCGCGUGA
Molecule: messenger RNA, 1560 nt
Organism: Postia placenta MAD-698-R-SB12
Lineage: Eukaryota; Fungi; Basidiomycota; Agaricomycetes; Polyporales; Adustoporiaceae
Exons: 8
Coding region: 1-1560 (519 amino acids)
Biological process (GO): sterol metabolic process
Molecular function (GO): monooxygenase activity; oxidoreductase activity, acting on paired donors, with incorporation or reduction of molecular oxygen; iron ion binding
Source: RefSeq, a predicted model, not a curated record